AUGGGAUAUAAUAUUGAAAUUCCAAAGGAUGAUAAAGGGAAAUAUGAUAUGAAGAAAUUAAGAGAGCAUUUUAUGAAAGGGGGAGGGAUAAAAGAGACAUCGAUUCAUGAAAUUAAUGAAGAAGUUCAAAAGAUUCUUAAAGAAGAAAAGAAUGUAAUUGAAGUGAAUGACAAUGGACUUUUAUUUGGAGAUUAUCAUGGACAAUAUUUUGAUUUUUUAACACAACUAGAAGAUAAAUAUUGGGAAAAAACGGAAGAAACGAAAAUAUAUCUUGGAGAUUAUGUUGAUAGAGGAAGAAUGAGUACAGAAAUAAUAAUAACAUUAUUUUGCAUGAAAAUUAAUAAUCCAAAAAAAGUUAUACUUUUAAGAGGAAAUCAUGAAACAAGAAUGAUGACACAAACUAUGGGAUUUAUGAAUGAAUGUAAAAAGAAAUAUAAUAUUAAUAUAUAUUAUGAGUUUUGUGAGAGUUUUGAUUAUCUUCCUCUUGGAGUAAUUAUUAAAAGAAAAAUAGGGAAAUUCUUUUGUUGUCAUGGAGGAAUUUCACCAGACAUUACGAAAAUAGAAGAAAUUAAUGAAAUUAAUAGAUUUUGUGAACCACCAAGUAAAGGGAUAAUGUGUGACAUCUUAUGGUCAGAUCCUAUUACAGAAGAAUUUUUAAAUGAACAUCUAGACUUUAAAAUGUAUUACAAAUCAAUUGAUUUUAUUCCUAAUGUAGAAAGAAAUUGUUCAUACAAAUAUGGGUAUAAAGCAAUUAAUAAAUUUCUUCAAGACAAUCAAUGUAUUGCAAUUAUUAGAGGUCAUCAAUGGGUUGACAAUGGAGUUGAAAUGCAUUACUUUGGAAAUAAUCAAUUAACAUUCCCACUUUGUUUUACAAUCUUUGGUGCAACUCACUAUUCUCUUAAAAAUAAAGCAGCAGCUAUGCUUAUUACUGACACAAAUAUUGAUAUUAGUAAAUACCCUGCUUCUUUAGUUGAUAAUGAUUAUAAUCCUACUAUUGAACAUGCUUUAAAUUAUUCAUUAGAUAUUAUAAUGGAAGGAAUUAGUUCAUUCAUUAAUCAAUUUGUUUAUUUAACAUUUACCACUGAUGAUUUAGAUGAUGAUUCAAAUGAUUCAAAUGAUUCAAGUGAUGAUGAACGCAGUUUAAGUGAUGAUUUUUGUAUUUUUGAUUGUCCUGAAAGUGUUGAAUCAUCUCUUUCAUCUCUUCCACCAAUUUUAUCUUCUCAAUUUAAUCCUACUCAAGACUUAAUGAAUCAAAAUGACAGUAAAAUGCAUCAACAUAAUUCGUCACAAAUUAAUAUUAAUAUUAAUGAUAAUACUCAUGACAAUAAAUCAUUGUUUAGAUCAUUUAAUGCUAAUGACAUGAAUAAAUUAACUAAUAACAUUUUACAUUCAUCAGUUGGAACACAACAACCAUCAAUUUACGAGCAACAUUUUGUUCAAAAAAUCAGAGAAGAAUCUACUCCAUUAACACUAGAUGAACUUCGUACUAAAUUCCUUGAGCUUCAAAGUAAAUCAAAGACUACUCUUAUUUAA
Molecule: messenger RNA, 1533 nt
Organism: Entamoeba nuttalli P19
Lineage: Eukaryota; Evosea; Mastigamoebida; Endamoebidae
Product: calcineurin catalytic subunit A, putative
Exons: 2
Coding region: 1-1533 (510 amino acids)
Biological process (GO): calcineurin-mediated signaling
Cellular component (GO): cytoplasm; calcineurin complex
Molecular function (GO): calmodulin binding; calmodulin-dependent protein phosphatase activity
Source: RefSeq, a predicted model, not a curated record